Messenger RNA from Drosophila navojoa, 1905 nucleotides. RefSeq lists its product as uncharacterized. The record is from RefSeq and is a predicted model, not a curated record. Lineage: Eukaryota; Metazoa; Arthropoda; Insecta; Diptera; Drosophilidae.
AUGUUCCAAGGCAAAUCGAGUACAGAGCGCACAACUUUUAAGCCCUUGAAUACUGACAAGGACUUCAAUGUAUUUGAUCACAGAUGCAAAAUACCACGGAUUAAUCCGUUUUCUCCCGAUGUCAUGCACAUUUUUAAAACAGAAAGAUUUAAGGAGUGCACGGAUCAGCCCGACUUAAUUUCCGUUCUUUAUGAUGGGAUAAAGAGGCAAUACAUUGUGCACGUGAACGAGUCGGUGUUUGCAGAAUUAUUUCCAGAUAUUUUGGCAUUUUCGUGCGUCUACUUUGAGGUGUUACGCGGAGCGAAUGAUUCCCUAACCUGGAAUGUUGGACCCCUCACCUUUGGCCAGAACUGGAUCGUACCUCGUCACAUUGAGGGAAUUGUCAUGGAGUGCUUUGAGCUAAGAAACAGAUCGCGAAUCCUGCAACGCGAUGCAUUCUCUUUUGUCCAGUAUCCUGUCGGGCGGAAUGAACAGCAGGAUGAGCAACGUAGUCGGACCUACCCUAGUGUGAUAAUGUUGGGCAUUGACUCCAUGUCGCAGAUGAACUUCCAGAGAACAAUGCCACUGACAGCAAAUUUUGUGAGACAGCUGGGCUGGUAUGAGAUGCUUGGCUAUAACAAGAUCGGGGACAACACCUUGCCCAAUGUAAUGUCUCUAUUGACGGGUCUUAGUUCGAAUCAGUGGCGUGCUCAGUGCAACAUUCAUGAGCCGGGCUGCUUCGACCAAUUCACGUAUCUCUGGAACCACUUUCAAGAGGCUGGCUAUCUGACGGCCUAUGCCGAGGACACGCCUUCUAUAGAUACAUUUCACUAUUUCACAUUUGGCUUCAUCCGCAAGCCGGUUGAUUACUACCUACGCCCUUUUAUGCUUAUGAUCCAAAACACUUUGAAUACGAUUAAGCACUUCGGCUAUGAAUAUUGUCUUGGUCGGAGGCAAGGUUUUCGCUACGUUUUCGACUAUUGCCUGCAGCUGGUGCAGCGUUUUGUUCGCGAUUCCCCGAAGCCGAUCUUCGGAAUCUUUUGGUCGAAUGGCUUCAGUCACAACGACUUCCGUGGGCCGGCCAGCGUGGAUAGGGAUUUUGUGAGCUACUUGGAGCGGUACAAGGAGCACGGGCUCUUCGAUAAGGCAGUUGUAAUACUAUUCAGUGACCAUGGCCAGCGGCAAGGAGCGUUGAUGAGCUUAGCCUCCAGUUUUCUGGAGGAGCGAUUGCCCAUGCUGCACAUUUAUUUGCCGCCCUGGUUUCGAGAGCAGCAUCCAGAGUUUGUGCAGGCGCUUGACUGGAAUCGUCAUCGCUUGAGCUCGACAUUCGAUUUGCACUUGACUUUGAAGCACCUGCUCCUGCUCCAGGGGCAAUCGAGCCUCCAAUUCAAUUCAUUCUGCGCGAAAUGCCAAUCGUUAUUCGAGCCGUUGCCAGUCAAUCGCAGUUGCGAGGAUGCUGCCAUACCGGAGCACUGGUGCACCUGUGAUUCGUAUGUGCAGGUGCGCAUCAGUAAUGUUUUGAUCUAUUGGGCCAAAACAAUUGUCUAUCGCAUCAACGAAUAUCUGGCUAGCCGAAAUUAUGCAGCGAAAUGUGUUCGCUUGAAGCUGGCAAAGUUGCUGAGGGCCGAACGCAAACAGAUCUUCGAUGAUGAUGGCAACCCUGUGCUGUCACCCCAAAGCAUUCAAACUUAUCGCAUUAAGUUCGUCACUCGACCAAAUGGAGGUUUGUUUCGUGCCACAUUUCUAACCGACUCGCAGAACCAUGUUAUGGUACAGGAGGAGUUCAUAACACGAUUGAAUUCAUAUCGCAAUGAGUCGUUCUGUGUCUCCGAACACGUUGCCCAGAAGUUUUGCGCUUGCUUCGAGGCUAGUCGAACAUUUUCGAUUGAUAUUAUUAAUGUGAACGACCAAGGAACUCCAUGUUAA